ACUGACCUUCGUCCCGUACGGAAGUGCGCCAAUAUCUUGAGUAAUCCAUCAAGCCGCACGUUUCUUCGUUCUCCUCAGGUUCCCGUUCCUGUUCGCAGAGACUCUAAAGUCCAGUACAGCCUUCUCGUCUCGUGAGAUUAUUCCUCCGCAAAACCCUUCCCCUCCUGUCAUCGUUGCUGAGCACCAAAACGGUGAGGGCCACGGUAAAACAGCAGGGAACAGCCUUCUAUCUGAAAAAUCGGGAGCCUAGCGACCUAAUUUCCGCGAGCUCCAGCGUCGAUGACGAUCUAGAAAAUUCAACCUUCGCGCCCUCCACCAGAAACGGAACACGCAACGCGGAACCUUCAGGCCCAAGAUGCUCCCGCUUCGAUCCCAUUCCGUUUCGUCCAUUAAUCCCGGAAACGACAUGGCGACGAGCGCGCAAGCCGCGGUUUCGCGUCUGCAGCAGCAGCAGGAGGGGCCAGGAGGACCGACGUACGCGUCCAGGCGGUUUCAGCACCAGCAGGGGCAGCAGCAACUCCAGCAGGGGCAGCUGCAACCGCAGCUGCCGAACGGGCAAGUCUACCCAGAGGAGUGGGAGGAGCAGCGGAACCACGAUCGCGCGGCGCCGGCUCGGAAAGGGGCGGCGAGACUGCGAGUGCACGGGUCGAGCCGGCGACGGGAGUGGAAAGCGAAGAACCCGAUUCAGCCGAGUCAACGGAGUCAACGCAGUCAGCGGCGGUCGCCCGCGCGAUAUGAGGGAGGGGGUGACCAGCCGGACUGCUUCUUCUCCUCGUGCUGCUGCCUGAUGUUCGUUCGCCGAAAUCGACGGCCCAGAUCGUCGUGCGGCAGCGCGUCGGUCAACUCCGGGCAAGUCUCGUCCACGCGGCGGAGCCAGGAGCUGGCGCGCGGAAACUCCGCGGAAGAGGGCGCGCGGAUUGCUUCCCCCGUUGAGCUUCUCCGCGCGGGCUUGCGCCAAGCAGGGGCGAGCGGGAGAGGGUGGGUCGUGGGGGAGAGUGAUGAUGACGACGGUGACUAUAUCGACCAGGAGGACGGGCAACCCGUGGAAGAGGAAACGGCGCGCGGCUCGGCGGUAAGACCUUCUAACGACGCUCGGCUUGCUGACACGUGUUCUGGCCAGCAAUUGGCCGGCACGUCAGCGGCGGCCAAUUUCCCAGAAGGCGUAACUAGCAGCAGAGACCCAGCUGACGUGUCAGGUGCCUCUGGCGCCACCGCCGCCGCCGCCGCCAGCGGCGCCUCUGACCAUUUCCCGUCCGCCCCGCGUCUCCCGCGCGGCGUUUCCAAGGAGACGAUCGUGUCACUCAUCCGCACGGCGGAGGAGGUCGGCGCGCUGCGCGCGACGGAGUCGAAGGACGCCGCGGCGCUGCUGCUCGCAGCCUUGGAAGACAUCUCCGUGCCGUCCGUGCACCGAGCCAGCAGCCUCGGCAAGAUCGCCUGCAGCUCCGGCACCGGAGCUGCCGCCGCCGCCGCGGCAUCUGCAGCGGCGGCCGCCGCCGCCGCCGCCGCUGCCACGGGGAGUUCGAGAAUGGCCUAUUCGGGGAGCCGCAGGGUGGCGUGCUUUCCCGGCGCCGGGGGGUGCGUCGUUCCGCGAUCCCUGUCGGCCGAGCAGCUCUCUAAUCGUUCCUUCGAGCUGAGUCGCUCGCUGGAGCUCGGUGAGUUGAUGGACGAACCCCGUGGCAUCGCGGGCGAGCGGCCUUUGAUUCUCGAUCGUUCGAUGGAGAUGCAGCAGACGGCGGAGAUGGAUCGAGAUUCAAUGGAGCUGGAGUACUCCCCGAAGCGUGGUGGGUUUGACCGGUCAAUGGAGUUUGCAAGGUCCACGCCAGUCAACGGCCGGUCAAUGGAGUUCAACCGCACGUUCGAGAUCAAGCGGUCCUCCCAGCCGCCCGUUCUUGCUGAGCCUAAUUCUAAGCCUACAGCUGCUUCGGCACGAGGCAGCAGCUCGGCUCCGAUCCGACCAACAGCAGCUCGGCAUGAGCCGCUUUCUCCGCUCAUGCUUCCAAGCCACAGACGCGACUCGUUUGGACCCCCUCGUCUCUCGCUUGCGAAUGACUCGCCAGGGGAAAGCGAGGAGGGCGAGGAGACGGAGGAUAUCAGCGUAAGCAGGAGCAACAGCUGCUGCAGCAGCAACAGCAGCGCCGGUGGUGGCGGCAGCUGCGAAGGGAGUGGUGUUCGGUGCAGAGCGGUGGAGGAGCCAGAGGGUGGGAUGGAGAGGGAUGCAGUGCGGUUCAUUCCUGAAGCUGGUAGUGAGGGAAGUGGCGAGGAGAGUCGGGGUACGGAGAGCACCGAGGGGCAGCAAUUUGUCCGCAGCAGCAGCAGCAGCAGCAGCCAGAAGGGCGGGCAGGGCGUGAGUCAAGCUGAUAUGUCCAAGUCAAUGCCAGGAAGUAACUGGAACGUCUAUGGGCCAUCAAAUUGCGGCAGCGGCAGCAACAGCGGCAAGAGGGCAAGCAGCAGUGUCAGCAGCAGCAGCGUGAGCAUGGCAAGAGGGCAUGGCCCGAACCCAGGCAUGCAUGGUGCGGACGUAGGCAAUAGUGGCAACAACACUUCUGGCUUACAUAACAUGCAUAACAUGAACAGUCUUAACAGUAUUAACAACUAUAACAGGUCUGCUCCGCUGGACUUUCCAAGCCUCCCAUCCAUGCCUGGAUGGCCAGCUCCGGCCAAGCCUCGGAUGGCUUCAUCAGUCAUUGUCAAUGCUCGCCGUCGAACCUUCAGCCGGCCACACUCCCCUGCCCGAGCCUACAGCCCGCGGCCGCUCUCCCCAAUUGCAUCUACCACACCAACAGCUUCGGGCUUGGGGGGUGCUGCUGGGUGGGCGGCAAGAAGGGGAGUGGACUCAGGCUGUGGUGGGGAUAGCACAGGGACAACUGGGGAAGGGAACGGCCAAGCGGCUGCUGAUGGUUCGAAUGGGGAGCUCCGGCGUUCGUACUCGGAUUUGGAAAGAAGCUGGUCUGGGGAUCUGGGAAUGGCUGGGGGAUAUAAUGGUAGUGGUGGGGGGUUGAGGGGGAAGGCCUGGGGUGGUGACCAGGGCAGGGAGGAAGUAGACGGGUGGGAGAUUAGGCAACAGCAGCAGAGCCCACAGGCUCAGCAGCAACGGCAAGAUGUUGAUGAGGAUUUGUACUACUACCACUUGUGGCAGCAGCAGCACAAGCAGUUCCAUAAAUUGUAUGAGCAAGUGGGGGAUGGUGAAUAUCAGCAGCAGGAGCAGCAGGUGGAGUACCAACAGCAGCUGCAACAGGAUGUGUCUAGGGCUAGAGAUGGUGUAAAACGCCAUUGGAGGCCUUGAUCCACUCUUUGAUGGUUGGGUGCUACGCUUCUAAACCAUUUUGUGAGAACUUGCAAUUUGAUUAACUUUUACAUCUAUAUCCUUGUUCUUGUCGUUUGAGAUGUGAUUGUUCUCCAUCUAAUAAUAUGUAGAGUUAAGC
This is a messenger RNA of Closterium sp. NIES-67, 3422 nucleotides long. Lineage: Eukaryota; Viridiplantae; Streptophyta; Zygnematophyceae; Desmidiales; Closteriaceae. The record is from the annotation of a GenBank genome assembly.